AAGUAAAUAAUUCAUUCAUUUUAGUCCCCACAAAAUUACAAAAAAUGCUUUCCCACAUUUCAGCUUCACUCUCUCACACCUCUUCCACCACCACCGCUUCCUUCCUCCUCCGCCGCGGCCCAUCUCUUCGACCCAAAUUCCCUUUUUGCCCUUACAAACCCUCCAAAUUUCAAAAACAACACCGUUUUGUGUUUUCUUCAAUGGACUCAGCUGCCACUGUUGAUUCAGUUGCUAAUGAUUUAAAGAAACAAAGCUUAAAAGGAACUGAAAAUGUUGAUAUUAGUAGUAAAUUGAAUAUUGAAGAGCUUAAUUGGGAUAAUUCUUUCGUUCGUGAAUUGCCUGGUGAUCCCAGAAGUGAUAGUAUUCCAAGAGAGGUGUUGCAUGCUUGCUACACAAAAGUGUUACCCUCUGUAAAGGUUGAUAACCCUCAGCUUGUAGCAUGGUCAGAAUCAGUGGCGGAGUUACUCGAAUUGGAUCCCAAAGAAUUUGAGAGGCCUGAUUUUCCCUUUAUAUUCUCGGGGGCAUCACCAUUAGUGGGAGCGAUGCCUUAUGCCCAAAAUUAUGGCGGACAUCAGUUCGGCAUGUGGGCCGGUCAGUUAGGGGAUGGUAGGGCGAUAACUCUUGGAGAGAUUUUGAAUUCGAAGUCUCAAAGGUGGGAGCUGCAACUGAAGGGUGCUGGAAAGACCCCAUAUAGUCGUUUUGCUGAUGGUCUUGCAGUGCUUCGUAGCAGCAUUCGGGAAUUCCUUUGCAGCGAAGCAAUGCAUAGUCUUGGAAUCCCAACAACACGAGCACUUUGUCUAGUGACGACAGGAAAAGAUGUCCUGAGGGAUAUGUUUUACGACGGAAAUCCCAAAGAUGAGCCUGGUGCAAUUGUCUGCAGAGUUGCCCAAUCCUUCCUGCGUUUUGGUUCUUAUCAGCUACAUGCCUCCAGAGGUAAAAAGGAUCUUGAGAUUGUCCGUGCUUUGGCAGACUACGCCAUUAGAUAUCACUUCCCCCAUUUGGAGAACAUGACUAGGAGUGGAAGUAUAUCAUUCAACACUGGUGAGGAAGACAAUUCAGCUGUGGAUUUAACUACAAACAAGUAUGCAGCAUGGGCAGUGGAAGUCGCUGAGCGAACCGCUUCAAUGAUUGCCAGGUGGCAGGGUGUUGGUUUCACACAUGGAGUGAUGAACACUGAUAACAUGAGCGUGUUAGGACUCACCAUCGACUAUGGCCCUUUUGGAUUUUUAGAUGCUUUUGAUCCCAGUUUCACACCAAAUACCACUGAUCUUCCUGGCAGAAGAUACUGUUUUGCAAAUCAGCCAGAUGUGGGUUUAUGGAAUAUUGCACAGUUUACCUCUGCUCUAUCUACUGCGGAGUUGCUAAAUGAUAAGGAGGCUGAUUAUGCCAUGGAAAGUUAUGGCAACAAAUUUAUGGAUGAUUACCAAGCUAUCAUGACCAGAAAACUUGGUCUGGCAAAGUACAAUAAAAAGUUGAUUGGUGAACUACUCAAGAAUAUGGCCAUUGAUAAAGUUGAUUAUACAAAUUUCUUUCGAUUGCUAUCAAACAUCAAAGCUGAUCCUACAAUUCCAGAGGACCAGUUAUUGAUUCCUCUUAAAGCUGUUCUCUUGGAUAUUGGCGAGGAACGCAAGGAAGCCUGGGCAAGCUGGGUAAAGGCUUACAUACAAGAGCUCUCUACAACUGGUGUUUCCGACGAGGAGAGGAAGGUUUCGAUGAAUUCUGUAAAUCCAAAGUACAUACUUAGAAACUAUUUAUGCCAGACUGCUAUUGAUGUAGCAGAACAAGGCGAUUUUGGGGAGGUUCGGCAGCUAUUAAAGGUAAUGCAAUGCCCAUUUGAUGAACAACCGGGUAUGGAGAAGUACACACGGUUGCCUCCAGCUUGGGCCUAUCGUCCGGGUGUAUGCAUGCUUUCUUGUUCUUCAUAAGAUUUUUCCACUAUGUAAUAGUACAAGAGUUUUAACUUGUAUAUAACAGAAAUUAGUUCUUCAAUCUUGUAGUAAUGUGCAAAAGGCAUAGCUUGCGUCUAUUCCA
This is a messenger RNA of Nicotiana tabacum (common tobacco), 2031 nucleotides long. RefSeq lists its product as uncharacterized. The record is from RefSeq and is a predicted model, not a curated record. Gene Ontology annotation, molecular function: AMPylase activity. NCBI's taxonomy places the organism in Eukaryota, Viridiplantae, Streptophyta, Magnoliopsida, Solanales, Solanaceae. Gene Ontology annotation, biological process: protein adenylylation. Gene Ontology annotation, cellular component: chloroplast thylakoid.